Molecule: messenger RNA, 1698 nt
Organism: Iphiclides podalirius (scarce swallowtail)
Lineage: Eukaryota; Metazoa; Arthropoda; Insecta; Lepidoptera; Papilionidae
Source: the annotation of a GenBank genome assembly
AUGGAACAGUCUGUGUUCGGUUUGUGGGACUACAUCAUAAUGGCGGCGACGAUGAUCGCUUCGGUCGCAAUCGGUCUAUAUUUUAGAUUCAGCGGAGGCAAGCAAAAAACGAACGAGGAAUAUUUGUUGGCUGACCGCAACAUGUCCAUACUCCCCGUGGCGGUGUCGCUUAUGGCCUCGUUCAUGUCGGCCAUAACCCUAUUGGGGGUGUCCGCCGAGAACUACUAUUACGGCAUGCAGUUCGUAGUAAUCAACAUUUCAUAUGGCAUCGCGACGCCCUUUGCCAGCCGGCUCUACCUGCCAGUCUUCUUCGGUUUGCAGAAGACCAGCACAUACGAGUAUUUAGAACUGCGUUUCGGUCCCCGCAUACGAAUGCUCGCAUCCCUAACGUACACUUUGCAGAUGUUGUUGUACAACGGGAUAGUACUGUAUGCGCCGGCGAUAGUGCUGGAGGCCGUGACAGGCUUGGACAGGCUGAUAUCUAUUCUGGUGGUGGGCUUGGCGUGCACGUUCUAUUCGACAUUGGGCGGUAUGAAGGCGGUUCUGUUCACCGAUUUGCUCCAAUCACUGCUCAUGUUUGGUGCAGUUUUCAGUAUCGUGGUCUUCGCCUCCGUACAGGUUGGAGGCUUGGAUCAGAUAUUUGCAGUAGCGAGGGAGGGUGGCCGUUUGGAUUUUUCCAAUUUCAGUGUCGAUCCAACAGAGCGGCACACGUGGUGGUCCUUAAUCUUAGGAGGCCUCGUCACGUAUUUAUCGCUAUACGCCGUCAACCAUACGCAGGUCCAACGUCUUUUAACCGUCAGAACGUUACAGCGGUCACAGUUGUGCCUGUGGUGGAGUUGGCCCGUCCUCUCCGUCCUCAGCAUUGUGACCUGCACGAGUGGCUUAGCCAUAUACGCUGUCUACAAAGACUGCGAUCCCCUCGCUAGUCAUCAAAUAACAGCUAUCGACCAGCUGAUGCCAUUCUACGUGGUGGACGCGAUGCGCGUGGUGCCCGGCCUGGCGGGACUAUUCGUGGCGGGAAUAUUCAGCGCGUCCCUCUCCACAAUUUCGGCCGCUUGCAAUGCACUCGCCGCAGUCACCCUCACAGAUUACGUGGGCAGGUGGUUCCAAGUGAACCCGUCGUACAUACCGUGGUUGACGAAGAUAGCGGCUUGCGUUUACGGUCUGCUGUUCCUCGCGCUGGCUUUCCUCGCCCAGUAUUUGGGUGGAGUGCUGCAGGCCGCCCUGACGAUCUUCGGCGCGGUCGGAGGUCCCCUGUUGGGAGUUUUCACGCUCGGCAUGUUCACAACCUUCGCUAACGAGCUGGGUGCAUCUGUCGCGCUUCUAAGUGGGAUGGCUUUAACGUUGUGGAUGAGUUUCGGCGGCCCAAGGCCUGUGACCGUCAAACUUCCAGUUUCAGUGGAGGGUUGCGUCCAAAACGUGACAAUGACUCCUCCAACCCUGGCGGAUCCUAGCCAGUACUUCUAUUUGUACAGAGUAUCAUAUAUGUGGACGAGCACGAUCGGAUUCUUGUGGGUGUUGGUGGUGGGGUCGCUGGUGUCGCUGGCAAUAAGACGCCCGCAUCCAUGGCAACGGGCGGGCAAAAGCCGCCCCGACCCGGCCUUGUUCACGCCGCCCCUGGCCGCCAGAUUGCGCGCGGCAGACGAAAAGCAAAAUGGAGUUCAGUGUGACCUGCUGAAACAGACGGAGCUUCAAGAU